UAUAGGGUUCCAAAACCGUUUUUCUUAAAAUUGUUAGAGUAAAGAAAGACGAAAAACCUGUUUUGAUCAAGAUAGAUGCUUCUCUAGCAGUGUUAGAAGCUGCUGAAUUUUUACAUACCAAUCCUUAAUACACAUCUCCUGCAAAGUUUUCAAUAGUUCGUUUGGGCAGAAAAGGUAGCCGAAAGCAGUCCAAAUUAAUAAGAUUUAUCAGUUUUCAAAAAUAAUUGAAGAAAACGAAGAUAUAUCAAAAUAUAAUUUUUCACUGAUAACUGAAAAUGUCUCUGGCAGCACUGCUCCAGUGAAAUCCAAUCAGAGCAAUUGCAAUAACUUCAGUUAUAGGGAUCUUUCUUGUAACUAUUAGCGCUUAAAUAAACGGUGAUUGUCACAAUUAUGUUCGACGAUAUGCGUUAUUGGACAGACGAGUUCACCAGCAACUUUCAUAUGAACGCAGAGCAAUUUGACGAACUGUAUCGUCGAAUACGACAUAAACUUGAACCAAAAAGAUGGACUCGGGCUGAUUGCAUUAGCGCAAAACAUAAACUGGCGUAUACCGUUGAAUACCUUGCCGGUGGACCUUUCUUCGAGAAGUAUGGAGCAAGUAACUAUCGCAUUAGUUCCACUGAAAGUUCGAAAAUCUUGCGGGAGACUUGUCAGGCAAUUUAUGAGGAACUAGCAGGAACUGAAUUCAUGGAAUUCUCAGCAAAGAACUGGUUGGGUGUGGCAAAUAACUUCCGUAGUAAAUGGAACAUGCCGAAUUGCGUCGGAGCCAUCGACGGCAAGCACAUCCGCAUUAAAUGUCCCCCAAACGCAGGGUCAUUGUAUUACAAUUACAAACGUUACCACAGCAUCAUACUCUUGGCAGCAUGUGAUGCAGAUUAUCGUUUCACUUUUAUAGAUGUUGGAUCUCCUGGUGCGGAUGGCGAUAUGAAUGUUUUUGGAAGAACUAAAUUUGGCCAGGAUAUUCUGGAGGAUUGCGGUUUGUUGGAAUUACCACCUGAUGCCAGUGUGAAUGGGAUAGAUAUUCCAUUUUUCUUCGUUGGAGAUGAUGCAUUCCCACUUUCUUCUCGGAUAAUGAAGCCAUAUGGUACAGGAAGUGCGUUCUCCAAUGAACAAAAAAAUUUCAACUACAGACUUUCUCGAGCUCGCAGAACGAUUGAAAAUGCCUUUGGCUUACUAACAAUGAGGUGGGGCUGUCUGAGGUCCGAAUUUCUAUGCUAUCCGGACAAAGUUAAAGUUAUUGUGGGUGCUUGUUGUGCACUCCACAAUUUUCUUCUGAAAUCAUCUCAUUUUGAUCACGUUGAUCGAAUUGAGAACGGAGUUUUUAUUGAAGGAGAGUGGCGUCGUUUGAAUCAACUGGAUCAAAUUAAUUUACCAAGACGUGGACGUCCGAACGAAAUAGCAAGCAACAUACGGAAAAUGCUCACAAACUUCUUUGCUGAAAUCGAUGUACUACCAUUCCAAAGCGAUCGUGCUCAUUGCAUUUGAGGAAUUGUGCACAAUAAGGGGUGUAUUAGCUUAGUCAAUAUAAAUAAUAAAUAAAUCAUAUACUGCA
Messenger RNA from Topomyia yanbarensis, 1552 nucleotides. RefSeq lists its product as uncharacterized. The coding region runs from base 391 to 1485 and encodes 364 amino acids. Lineage: Eukaryota; Metazoa; Arthropoda; Insecta; Diptera; Culicidae. The transcript has 4 exons. The record is from RefSeq and is a predicted model, not a curated record.